Messenger RNA from Eriocheir sinensis (Chinese mitten crab), 3119 nucleotides. RefSeq lists its product as uncharacterized. NCBI's taxonomy places the organism in Eukaryota, Metazoa, Arthropoda, Malacostraca, Decapoda, Varunidae. Gene Ontology annotation, cellular component: membrane. Gene Ontology annotation, molecular function: potassium ion leak channel activity. Bases 701 to 2944 code for a protein of 747 amino acids. The transcript has 9 exons. The record is from RefSeq and is a predicted model, not a curated record. Gene Ontology annotation, biological process: stabilization of membrane potential; potassium ion transmembrane transport.
CACACACACACACACACACUCACACUCACGUACCUUCCACCCGACAAGCCUAGCAUCCGUCCGUCACUUCUCCACCUGUUGUUCUUAUUACUGCUUUUAACCUUCACCGCUUAUAACCUUCCCCUAAGGACCCACUAUGCCCUCGCGCCCUGCUCCUCCCCAGCCAUGCGCUCAGCUCUUCUCCCCGCCAUGCGAAGCGAACAAAGACGCAUCGAUCCCGUAGAUGUAAACACGCGCUGGGUUCCUCCUUCCUUCCGCUAAACCUCGCCAGCUUCUCCUCGCUAUCAAGGCUCACCGUGGCUCUACCUGGCGCUCUCCUCCACGCUAAGAGCCUCCUAAGUGUGUAGGGAGAUGAGGAACGCACUGCAGAUAGCGAUAUGAGCCUCAGAACACCUCGCGUGAUGUGGUAUUCUUGGUGACCGGCCGCUGCGGAAGUCAGGAAAGAUGGUAUGAGAGAAAAUGAGAAGACAGCGGAGAGGCCAGCGUGCUCAUCCUUCCCCGGCCCCUAGUGUUCGUGUGACGUGCUCGCCGUGGAGGAUAACGAGCGUGGUGAUCCUUGGGUGCGUGUGAGGACCAGAGGGAGAGGCGAGAGUGGCAGGACAUCCGUGAGUGCCCGCAAGACCGUGUGCUGUGUUUAUCGGUGUCAGUGUGAAGGCCGCGAUGGGAGGGGAGCACACCACACUCACCCCGGCCAGCCGGGAUGCCAAGCAGUGGGUGGCUGACGGCGCUCACUAGACACUUUGCCCGUGCGCCGGAGCUCUCCCCAGCCCACGCCACGCUCUGCGGCCCGGCGGGAGGGAAAGGCGUCACCACCGCCUCGACUCCACGGCCAGCGGAUGAUGGCACCCCUGUCGGCCGCAGCCCCCUCAACCGCCCCACCACGCCCUGGAGCCUCGACACCCUGGACGAGGAGAUUCAGCGGACAGAGCAGAAGCAGGAGGGGAGUGGGGCUGCCGCACGACAUCCCGUCAAAACCCCUUCGCCCGACCCCAGCCAGCCGACGCCCAUCACCCACUACCACUACCACGCCGACACAGGUGAGAGUGACGUGCGGGACCUGCGCGUGAUGGAGGAGGAAGCCCUUCGCCCUACUUCGGCGCCCCGACCGUCCCGCCCGCCCUCAGCCACCUCCCGCCCGCCCUCCGUCGCCUCCCGCCACUCCACCCCCGUUCACCCCAGCCAGCAGGUCCCCGCCUCCCCGCCCUCAGCCUCCACCACCGCGCAGCUCCCGGCCCAGGUUGAGGAUCCGCAGGACUGGGCGGGCGAGGACGGCACGGAGGGGCGCGGCCACUACUACAUUCCCCCUGUUAUCCCGCCGCUGUUUGACCGCCCGCUGGCCGCCCCGACGCCCGUCUCCACGCGCUGCAACACCCCGCUCUGGGACCUGGACGGCGAGAAGAGAGUUCGAUUCCUGGAGCCUGAGGUGGUGGGGGAGACGCCCUCGCGCCCCGACAGUGUCUCCUCCCAGUACUCACACAUCGUCAAGAACUCCACGCGCUUCGCCUUCCAGCCGCAGCCGCCCUUGAGGGACGAGCAGGGAUCACACAACCCACGCUAUUGCAACUGCCCAUGCCACUUCCUCCCCAUCGGCCGGCGUAGCGUUGGCGUGCAGGUGAAGAGAACAGACCCCGAGCCUCCCCGCCCACGCCACUACCGCCUCUACUUCACGCCCACCACCCGAGGCCUGCAGGACGCCAACUUGGGCACCAGAUCCCUCGCCCUUGCCUCCCGCGCCCUCUUCUCCCAGGUGGGUCUGGUGGUGGUGGUGGUGGCGUGGUGGGUGGCGGGGGCGGUUGUGUUCUCGCGGGUCGAGGGCGCCGCCGAACACGAGACGGUGAGCAAGAUGGCAGAGCUGAGGACUGACCUUGUGCUGGGUCUAGCCACGGAGCUACGGCAGGUCUUGCCGUACGACGUGGUGUGGCGAACCAAAAUCGAGACCUACAUGGGCAGGAUGGAAACGGCGGUGCUGGACGCGGCUCGGGCGGGCUACGCUUCGAGGGCCCCGAUGUGGACUAUGGCGGGCGCCCUCCUUUACUCCGCCUCCCUCACCACCCUUGUAGGUCCUGGAGGCAUGACGCUACGGACGGGUUUCAGCAGAGUCUUCGCUGUUCUCUUCUCCUUGGUCGGCGCGCCCCUUGUCCUCCUCCUGGCCAUCAGUGGAGCCUUCACCAUACGGGAGGGCGUGGGCAAGGCUUGGGCGUGGAGGUGUGGGCGUGGGCGGCAAGGAAAGGUCGGCGAGAGUGUUGUAGUGGAGGGCAGAACUAGACAGUUUGAGGGCGAGCCACCGCCUGGGGCCGAGGGUGGCGGGGUCAGACCCGCUAGCUCCAGUUCCUCCAGCUCACCCAACGGCCCGAGGGAGAUGGCGUCGCGCGUCGGCGACAAACAGAAGUCCGAGAUACAGCAGCCGUCCCGCGUGCCCGCCCUGGACUCCACCCUCAGGUCAAGCAGCCUCUCCACGCCGCGGGACAGCGACCAGAGCAGCAGCGGUUCAGCCUCGGCUCAAAACACGCCUCAGUAUCGGCCAGAAAGAGGUGGUGGCCAGCCAACCGUGGGCGUGAAUCCCGCUCUUCAGAGACGCGUGGGUGUGGUUCCUCCCCGGCAGGCCCCGGCUCGGCGCGGCCAGAACGCCGCGCCCUGGGCCGUGUACCUGGGCCUGGUGGUGGCCUACAUCGUUCUGGGCCUCGCGGUGUUCGGGCCCAUCCAGCGGUGGUCGCUGCCGUCGUCGCUGUACAUUGUGGUCAGCACGCUUCUCACCCUGGACCACGACGCCCUUGGGGAGCGGCACUUGGUGGGCAGCAGCAAGGUGGUGGUCCCCUACGUGCUCUACAUGCUGGUGGGCCUCGUGCUCGUUGCCGCCCUCGUCAUUAGCGUGUGGUCCUCCCUCUGUGCCUCGCUGGUCACCACCGGCAAGUACCUGGCCGUGGUGCGGCCCACGCCCAGAUAACACCGCCCGUCACCCCGCACUUGGUUUCAUUGGGUUUGUAUGGGUUUCUACAUGGCGGCGGCGGGGUGACGGAAUCGCCGCCCGUUCCCGGCGCAGCCACAAGGGCUGAGACUGUCCUCAGAUAAAUAUUUCCUUAUAAAAUAUUUGAAAACGUAAUGAUUUUUUUUAGAUCCAU